Messenger RNA from Tinamus guttatus (white-throated tinamou), 4626 nucleotides. It is a transcript of the gene ARHGAP31, whose product is annotated as Rho GTPase activating protein 31. Gene Ontology annotation, biological process: small GTPase-mediated signal transduction. Lineage: Eukaryota; Metazoa; Chordata; Aves; Tinamiformes; Tinamidae. Gene Ontology annotation, molecular function: GTPase activator activity. Gene Ontology annotation, cellular component: lamellipodium. The record is from RefSeq and is a predicted model, not a curated record.
GGGACUAACCUCUUUUGGGACUAAACUCAUGAAGAACAAGGGAGCCAAGCAGAAACUCAAGAGGAAGGGAGCCGCGAGCGCAUUCGGCUGUGACCUGACGGAAUACCUGGAGAGCUCUGGGCAGGACGUGCCCUAUGUUCUGAAGAGCUGUGCGGAGUUCAUUGAGACGCAUGGCAUUGUGGACGGCAUCUACCGCCUCUCAGGAGUCACAUCCAACAUACAGAAGCUGAGACAAGAGUUUGUUUCUGACCAAUGCCCGGACCUGACAAGAGAAGUUUACCUCCAGGACAUUCACUGCGUGGGGUCGCUCUGCAAGCUGUAUUUCAGGGAACUGCCCAACCCUCUCCUCACUUAUGAGCUCUACAAGAAAUUCACGGAAGCAGUCUCACGCUUCCCUGAGGAUGAGCAGCUGGCACGAAUUCAAAAUGUCAUCCAGGAGCUCCCGCCAUCACAUUACAGAACACUGGAAUACCUGAUCAAGCAUCUGACUCACCUGGCCUCCUUCAGCAACAUGACCAACAUGCACACCAGGAACCUGGCAUUAGUGUGGGCACCCAAUCUCCUCAGGUCAAAGGAAAUUGAGGCUGUUGGCUGCAAUGGGGAUGCAGCUUUCCUGGAGGUGCGAGUCCAGCAGCUGGUGAUUGAGUUCAUCUUGAAUCAUGUGGAUCAGAUCUUUAACAACAACAGAAAAGCCAGCUCCACAGAGAACAAUGAGAACGUGCCAGUUGUGAAAAGUCUGACCCUCCCCUCGGCCUCCCUACCAAUGAAACUGGUGAGCCUGGAAGAAGCGCAGGCCCGGAGCCUGUCAGCUUCUCACCCUGCUCGCAAGGAAAGGAGAGAGAACAGCUUGCCUGAAAUUGUCCCUGUAACUGGGUCCCUCUUCCACACAGUUGUUGACCUUCCUGACAGCAAGAGAAAGUUAUCUACCAAGUCCAAGAAAUGGAAAUCCAUAUUUAACUUGGGCCGUUCUGGCUCAGAAUCAAAGUCUAAACUGAGUCGCAAUGGGAGUGUCUUCGUAAGGGCCCAGAAGCUCUCUGAAAAAGCAACUAUUCGGCCUGCUAAGAGCAUGGACUCACUGUGUUCCCUGCCCGUGGAAGGGGAGGACGAGAAAAGCAGAUUCAAACGGGCAGUGACUACUGGAGGUUUUUUUGUCCCGGUGAUGAAAAUACGGACAGGAGGCACAGGUAGCUCAUACGACCUCAGCAAGGAGAAUGAGUGGGAGCAGGAAGGAUCUGCUGUGGGGGCCAAAGGAAGCUCUGAGCUGAGUGGGGAGAAAGGUGCCCCAUGGGCAUCACAGGCAAAGUCACCCCCCGAGCAGCUGAAGGUCUUCCGGGCAGCAGAAGAUGCUGAAAACGAGCAGACUUCCCCCAAAAGUGGCCGCAUGUUCUACACCUCAGACACAGCUGCCAAGUCAGGCUUUCCAAGCAGCCUCUUUCCUUUGGAAGCCUCCCCUCGUCACCAGCGGAAAGCCCUCAACAUCUCAGAGCCCUUUGCUGUCUCUGUCCCUCUCCGGGUAUCCGCAGUCAUCAGCACCAACAGCACUCCGUGCCGUGUGUCUGCCAAGGACAAGCCUUCGCUCUCCAGCCUCGAGGAACUGUCUUCUCUGGUGCCUGAGAACCCAACUCUCACUGUCCUGGAAGCAGGGAGCCACACAAGGACAAACCCGGUCCCAGAGAGGAAGGACAAGCAGCCUGGGCCUGCCCUGACAGCAGCAGAAUCCAGAGGUUCACAUCCUGAGGAGUCGGCGGCAGACAGGAAACUGGAGUCCUUAGAAACUCCACAGCCAGCAGCGGAAAAUCAGGAGACAUGUGGGCAAAGCAGCAGCGCAAGCAGCAGCAGCAGCCCCCAACAAUCCCCAGACCAAAGUCCUAGCUUGGAUGCAGUACCAACCUUAGAGACUUGCAAUGGGCCGCUGCCUGAAGACAAGGCAGGACAAGGGCAGCCCAAGAUGAAAGAAGGCUCCUCAGAAGCCACCUGUGGCCAGCAGGACAUCCAGAAGGCUAAAACAGAGGAAGGGUUGAGUUUAAGAGAUCUGACUGAAGACCCUGCUAAUGCCCUACUAGAGCCACUGUGGCCAGAGAUACAGCAGGAACUGAAAAUCAUUGAACCUGAAGAGCUCUUGCCCUUGCCAGCAGCUGUCCAAAAGACAGGCCUAAUUUCUGAAUCCUCUUCUUCAGUACACACAGAUAGCUUUUCCUCUGGCUCAGGGAAGGGUCCAAAUCUGCCUGAGCAGAAAUUGGCAGGCAGAACAGCACAGACCACAUCUCUGGAGCCUGUACGUGAUACCACCAGCGCAGAACAAUCGGAUGACCUCCCAAACUGCCAGUCUGAGGUGACCACCCAUCACAGCUGUGCUCCAGCCCUACUCAAACCAGCUACUCUUCUGACUGCUACAGCUACGCCAAAGAACCAAGGUCCAGUCAUGGAGGACAGCAUGAGUGAAUGUCUCACUCCCACCCUGGACUGGGAGCUUCAUAAUCAACCAGAAUUUAAUGAGGUUCCACCAAUAAAUUUUUCAUGUUGCAGAGGAACAUGUUCAGAGCCAGAGAGAGAAAAAGAUAGUAUUUGCCAGCUGCAGAGGGAAGAGGAUGAUAUUACCAGAGACCAGAAGGAGAAGCCUGAGAAAAUGAUUGCUGAUGGAAGGAAUGCAUUCUCCUCCAAGGUGCUGAGUGGAACUGGAAUCCAGGAGCCAAAGGAGGGCAAUGCUGUUAGCAGAACUCAUGAUGCUGGUGAUCACGAUGAAGAGGAUACCUGGACAGAUAAUGUGCAGAGCUUAGAACUUGUAGAGCCAUGGGAGGAUCACCAGUGGGUCACAAGCCCACUCCAUUCCCCCACCUUUAAGGACAUUCAAGAAAAGAUGACACAGGAGAUACAGCCACACAGUCAGAGAACAGAGACAGGCCUUUCUCUUAGACCACGAUUCAGUCGCAGCCUUUCCCUGGAUAGUAAAGACACGGUGAUGAGUCUCUGGACUAUCCCCUUCUCUUUCACAAAUGUCACUGAACAGCAACAACCUUGCAGUGACAUUUUGACAGGGACUUGUGAUCAGCCCAAAACACAACCUGUCUCCCCUUCUAGCAUGGGCAAAGUUAAGCAAGAUGCAAAUGGCAUAAGCACUCCAGAAGAGCCUUUGAAACCUGAGGGACCAAGGUAUCUCCUCAGCAGAGAGGGAGAGCCAGCCAAGCAAGAGGGACUCUCCAGAAUUCCGCUUUCAGAGCCGGAGGAAAAGAAAGUGGACACAAGCCAAGAAAACCCUUGGAGCUCAAAGCCUGAGCUGUCUUUGCCAUACCAAAAUACCCCAGACAGUUCUUUACAGACAAAAAACACAAAGGAGGAGUUAUCCACAUGUCAGAACACCGCGCUGACAGGGCAGACUGUUACCAAAGGACUGUGCUUUGCCACUGAAUCACAGCUGAGUAAUAAAGGUGAAGACACACUGCGUAAAGGGAGGACUAGGCCAUCAUCCCUCAACUUGGAUUCACUUCUUCCAGCCCCAGAUUUCUUCACCUUUGAGAGCCUUGCCAUGCCUCCCACCCCUGGGAACCUCCUGUAUGGGCAAAAGGAAGUAAAAUGCAGUGACUCUGUCCCAUCCCUUCCAACUGCCUGCCCUGCUGUGAGUAAAGGGGUUCCCUGGGGGUCUCGCUUUAAUGCCCAUGUGGAUUUAGACUUGGAUUACCUAGCAGUGGCCCAUGCCACCACUGGCCGUCGCAAUUCUGCCCCUGUCAGUGUGUCAGCAGUUAGGACCUCCUUCAUGAUUAAGAUGUGCCAGGCUAGAGCUGUGCCUGUGAUACCACCCAAGAUUCAGUACACCCAGAUCCCUCAGCCUCUGCAGGCUCAGAAUGCUGCUUUAUCGGCAGAGAAGAAGGAAGCAGACACCAAGCAGGCUGGCAGGCAGGGUCACCGAGCAGCAUGGGGCCAUCCGGAGCCCCCAAAGAGCCCGCUGACAGAGAAGAAAGCCAAAGCAGAGAAAGAAAACAGUGACCCAGCUCAAAAGGACUCAACCUGUUCUUGGCAUGGCAGCCUCAACUCUCCACUAGAGCCGUCUCAGUCCAGUCAUAGUGCUGGCCUGGAUGCCCCUGUAAUGCGUCGAAAGCGCACCUCUGAGGGUGAGUCUGCUGGAGACACCCCACAGUCCUCAAAGAUGGAGAGGCCCUCGGGGUUCUCCAAGCCUUCCUACAGAUCUAGGCCUGGGAGGCCCCAAAGUCUGAUUCUCUUCAGUCCCCCUUUCCCCAUUAUGGACCACCCAUCCUCUUCAGCAGACUCUAGGGUGUUGUUAUCACCUAUAAGGAGCCCUACUCAGACAACCUCUUCAAGCCCCAUUGGCAGCGACCUGUCUGAGACGUCGCGGACAACACCCGAGGGGGUCACUCUGCGGAACAAAAUGACCAUACCCAAAAAUGGCCAAAGACUGGAGACCUCUACCAGCUGCUUUUAUCAGCCCCAGAGGCGCUCUGUGAUUCUGGAUGGACGAAGUGGGAGGCAGAUCGAAUAGCAACAGCUUCCCUUACUCCUUGUCCCUGGUGGAUGGGAUGGUCUACGCCAAGACCAAGUUUGUUGCCAUUCUUGCUUUUGUCAUAAUUAUUCUGUGCAAGAAGGACCCAACACUUUUACUGUGUCCUGCAAAAC